This is a messenger RNA of Entelurus aequoreus (snake pipefish), 4219 nucleotides long. RefSeq names its product SWI/SNF complex subunit SMARCC2-like. Gene Ontology annotation, molecular function: nucleosomal DNA binding; histone binding. The record is from RefSeq and is a predicted model, not a curated record. Gene Ontology annotation, cellular component: nBAF complex; SWI/SNF complex; npBAF complex. Gene Ontology annotation, biological process: positive regulation of DNA-templated transcription. Bases 312 to 3272 code for a protein of 986 amino acids. Lineage: Eukaryota; Metazoa; Chordata; Actinopteri; Syngnathiformes; Syngnathidae. The transcript is spliced from 27 exons.
GAUUUAUCGGCCAGGUAGCAAAGUGCGUGUUUUUGGAGAUGGGAGGAAGCCGGAGUACCCGGAGACAACCCACGCAGUCACGGGAAAAACAUGCAAACUCAACACAGAAAGAUCCCUCGUUCCGGAAUGGAACCUAGGACAUUUUCUCUGUGAGGCGCGAGCGCUAACCACUGGAUACUGAACCCACGUAGUACAUCCAAGCGGAACCCCCCACCAACAAGUCUCUAUCCAGCCUCGUGGUCCAGUUGCUCCAAUUCCAAGAGGAGGUGUUUGGCCGACACGUCAGCAACCCCCCGCUCACCAAGCUGCCUAUGAAAUGUUUCCUGGACUUCAAGGCUGGAGGUGCGCUCUGCCAGAUCCUGGCUGCUGCCUACAAGUUCAAGAGUGACCAAGGAUGGCGCAGGUUUGACUUCCAGAAUCCGUCUAGGAUGGACCGGAAUGUGGAAAUGUUCAUGACGAUUGAGAAGUCCUUAGUGCAGAACAACUGCUUGAGCAGACCAAUCAUCUACUUGAGUUCUGACAUAGAGCCAAAACUGCUUGGGAAGCUGAAGGAUAUCAUCAAAAGACAUCAGGGCUCAGUGACUGAAGACAAAACCACCAGCUCUCAUGUUGUUGUUCCUAUUCCCGGCAGCUUGGAGGAAGAGGAGUGGGUUCGCCCCGUGAUGAAGAGGGACAAGCAGACGCUUCUUCACUGGGGAUAUUUUCCCGACAGCUACGACACCUGGAUCCCAGCCAGCGAGGUCGAGGCCUCCGUGGAGGACGCCCCCAGUCCAGAGAAGCCCAGGAAGGUCCACGCAAAGUGGAUUUUAGACCUGGACCAGUAUAACGAGUGGAUGAACGAGGAGGACUAUGAAGUGGGGGAGGGCUGCCACAGGAGGAAGAAGAUAUCUGCCAAGACGCUCACGGACGAAGUGACCACUCCUGACGAGCGGAGGGACAAGAAGCCCGCCAGUGCCAAGAAGAGGAAACGCUCGCCGUCACCGUCUCCCACGCCGCCACCUCAGGAGAGCAAGAAGAAGAACGCCAAGAAAGCGCCGACGACGCCAUACACUAAAUCCAAACGGGGCCAGAGGGAAGAGGAGCAAGAGGAUCUCAGCAAGGACACAGACGAAGCCUCGCCUGUUCCAGCAUCUGAAGAUGGAACCCCGGCCAAGACGAAUAGCACCAAGAAGGACUCUGAUUCAACCCCAGUCAAGGGAGGAACAGAUAUGGACGAACAAGAAGACGAGUCAAUGGAAGUAACAGGAAAGGAGGAAGAAGAAGGCUCCCCGAGUGUGAAGGGAGAACCGGUCAAAGGCUCGGACCUUCACGAGGACAACGUGACUGAACAGACGCAUCACAUUAUCAUACCAAGCUAUGCUGCCUGGUUUGACUACAACAGUGUUCAUGCUAUUGAGCGCAGAGCCCUUCCAGAGUUCUUCAAUGGAAAGAAUAAAUCCAAAACUCCAGAGAUAUACCUAGCAUACAGGAACUUCAUGAUUGACACUUACCGACUGAACCCUCAGGAGUAUUUGACCUCCACCGCCUGCCGCAGGAACCUGGCUGGAGAUGUCUGCGCUAUCAUGAGAGUCCACGCCUUCCUAGAGCAGUGGGGACUGAUCAACUACCAGGUGGACUCAGAGAGCCGGCCCACGCCCAUGGGCCCCCCGCCCACCUCCCACUUCCAUGUCCUUGCAGACACUCCAUCCAGUCUGGUGCCCCUGCAGCCAAAGACAUCCCAGACGCCUGCCGCCCAGCAGAUCAUGUCCUUCCCAGAUAAGGUGAAGGAUAAACCAGCAGACCUGCAGAACUUUGGACUGCGAACUGACAUGUACAGCAAGAAAAUCAUCUCCUCAAAGAGCAAGAGUGCGGCGAGCUCCAUGAGGGAGUGGACAGAACAGGAAACACUAUUACUGCUUGAGGGACUGGAGAUGUACAAGGACGACUGGAACAAAGUGUCGGAGCACGUGGGCAGCCGUACGCAGGAUGAGUGUAUCCUGCACUUCCUCCGCUUGCCCAUUGAAGACCCGUACCUGGAGGAGAGUUACUCGUCCCUGGGACCGCUGGCCUACCAGCCGGUGCCUUUCAGCCAAGCAGGAAAUCCUGUCAUGAGCACAGUGGCGUUCCUCGCCUCCGUCGUGGACCCUCGCGUGGCCUCGGCUGCUGCCAAAUCCGCUCUGGAGGAGUUUUCUCGCAUGAAAGAGGAGGUCCCUGCGGCCCUCGUGGAGGCUCAUGUGCGGCGGGUGGAGGAUGCGGCGAGGGUCAGCGGCCGGCCGGACCCGCUGUACGGACUGGAGGGUAGCGGUAUCGCCGGCACAGGCCUGGAGGAGGGCGAGAGGCCUGACGAAAACAGCGAGGAGAGUAAGAGUGACAAUCAGUCCAAUGAAGAGAAGAAGGAGGCCAAGGACAGCAAAGAUGGAGCGACUGAGGACGAAGAGAAGGUGGCAGAGAAUGGCAAGAAAGAAGAGGAGCGAGGACGAGAAGCUGAAGGCGAGAGAGAGGCGGACAAAGCAGAGUCUGACAUGGGUGACGGCGAGAAGGAGAAAGCUGUGAGAGAGGGAGCAGAGGAAGGACAGAGAGAAGGCGAGAGCGAGGGAGAGAAGAAGGCCAAGGUGGAGCGGGAUGUGGGCGAGGGGAACCUGGCCACCGCUGCGGCGUCGGCGUUGGCGGCGGCGGCGGUCAAAGCCAAGCACCUGGCUGCGGUGGAGGAGAGGAAGAUCAAAUCUCUGGUGGCGCUCCUGGUGGAGACGCAGAUGAAGAAACUGGAGAUCAAACUGCGACACUUCGAGGAACUGGAAACCAUCAUGGACAGAGAGAGAGAGGCUCUGGAGUACCAGCGACAGCAGCUGCUGGCCGACCGCCAGUCCUUCCACAUGGAGCAGCUGAAGUACGCCGAGAUGAGAGCUCGCCAGCAGCACUUCCAGCAGAUCCAGCAUCAGCAGCACAACCAAGGCGGCGCCGCUCAUCCCGGCCAGGCCGCCUCGGCCACGCCCUCCCAAGGCCCGGCCUCGGCUCAGCAAGCCACCGGCACGUCUGCGCCGCAGCUCGCCCCCAGCCCUGCGCCGCCGGCCUCCGCGGGCCCGCCUCCUGAGGCCCAGCCGGCUCCGAGUGCCCACACGUCACCCCCGCGGCCCCCGGGCCACUCCGGCGCCAGCAGCACUCCUGCAGUCCACGCCCGCGCUCCCACCAUCCAAAACACUCCAACUUUCCUCAGCAGUGAGAGACUCGCCACAACCACAACACAUUCCACGCACUUACACCCCUUUUUUAAAACUCCACAUUGGACAAUGUAGAGGAAUAAACGUCCAAAAAAAAGAGCGACGUCAUGUAGGUUGUCGCUCACACAUGACCAACUCUUUUUCAAAAUGAUUUCACACUUUGAUACCAGACUUGUGUCGGACUAAACCCUCCAGGAAUUUGCCAUGGCGCCAAUUUUAAAUUCAAUCACUGCAACUUAUUCAUACUCGCGAUGUUCCGAUCCGGGUUUAUGCUGUCUACCAAUAGUUAAAUCAGCCAAUAUCGAUACCGAUUACAUGUAUUAACUGUACAUUUUUACGUUUAUUUAUAGUGAGCGUUAUCAACAGUUCAACAAUGUCUACACAAUAUUAUGGCAAGUUCCUCAUUCUGGUUAAUAGUGACGUGCCGAUCGAUACUGAAAUAUCAAUACUGCCGAUACCAGAUCUUUAUGCUCUAAUAUUGAUUCUCAAAUCAAAAUAUCGAUACUUUUGAUACUUUAGUGCAGUUGUCCAAACUUUUUCCACCAAGAAGACAAAGUAUGCAGGGGCCAUAUUGAUAUAUAUAUAUUUUUUUUUUAACAGGUAUUGUGUCAGCUUUGUAUUAUUUGGGGACUAAGAAUAUUCUAAUAAAUGAUUCGUUAAAACAACAAUUUUUCUUACAUUUUUACCGUUUUUCUCAUGUAAGAAUGGAAUACAAAUAUUAAUAAUACAAUUAUGUAACUGCAUCAUCUAGUGUGCCAAAAAUUCUGCCUGUAAUAAAAAAAUAAUAUUCAGUUACUGUACACAUUUAUCAGUGUUAAUUAAUUCAUAACCUGGUAUUAUUUUAUUUUUAGUUUACUAACUAAACUUUAGUUAUAUUUUAUUUUUUAUUUUGAGAGCUUCUAAUAUUUUAGAUCAGGGGUGUCUUAACUUUUUCCACCAAGGGCCGCAUACUGAAAAGUCAAGUAUAUUGGGCCCAUUUUGAUAUUUUUUUUAAUCAAAGAAAAAUGCUUAAAUUAAAGAAA